UGUGAACGAGAGUAUUUUGUGACGUCAGAAGAGGAAGAGAUUAGAGAUACGAGAAUUUUUAUAUCAAUUUUUGGUCGCUAAAAAUUGUAAAUUUUUUUAUAAACCUAUGUAACAGGAAGAACAGGACUGUCUACAUGUCAUCAGAAAAGAAAGAUUUUCCACCUGUUGGAGCACCUACAGCGCCACAUUAUCAAGCUAUGCCAGCUUCUGCUGCUGCUGCUGCUGCCGCUGCUGCUCAUCCUGCCACAAUGACUGCACCAUAUCCUGGUUAUCCUACAACUGCAUUUACAAGUCCUGGAUAUUUACCAUCUGCACCUACAUAUCUGCCAGCCUCAUAUGGAAGCCCAAUAGGUCCUCCUCUACCAUAUGGUGCAGUUAGUGUAACUCCAAGUGUUACGUAUGGUGUUCCACCUUCAUAUCUUCCUCCUGUCGCACCUAUGUAUUCACCUCGCCCAGCAACAGUUUAUCUGCCUACAGCUUAUGAUGCUGGUGCUAGAUUUGAUGGACAUGGAAUGCCCGUAGUACCAGUAAGUAUUUAAUUAAUUAUUUAAAAA
Centruroides sculpturatus (bark scorpion) is the source of this 554-nucleotide messenger RNA. RefSeq names its product extensin-like. NCBI's taxonomy places the organism in Eukaryota, Metazoa, Arthropoda, Arachnida, Scorpiones, Buthidae. The transcript has 4 exons. The coding region runs from base 135 to 539 and encodes 134 amino acids. The record is from RefSeq and is a predicted model, not a curated record.